CCUACGCUACAGACAUUAAAAAAAUGUUUUCAAAUGCUGGAAAGAAAAACAAGUUUUUUGAUGUUCAUCCAGAAUUUUUCUCAUGUAUUUCAGGGAUGUCAGACGAAAAUAUAGAAAUGGAAAAAUCCACUCAAAUUGCUGAAGAAUGUCGAGUCAGUGGAAAUAAACUUUACAGUCAGAGAAACUUUUUUGAUGCAUUAGUCAAGUACAAUGAGAUUCUAUGUUAUGCACCAGAUGCAAGUGAAGGAAUUGGACUGGCUUAUGCUAAUCGAUCUGCUGUUUAUUUUGAGAUGAAGUUGUAUGAAAAAUGUCUGAAAAACAUUGAAUUGGCAAAAGUUAAUGGAUAUCCUGAAAAGAACUUCCACAUUCUUGACAAAAGAACUCAAAAAUGUCACGAAUUAAAAGCUGAGCAGCAACAGAUGCUUGAAAAUCCUUUCGACUUUAUAAAAUUGUCAUACAAAGCAAAUCCACGCCUACCAUUUGUAGUUAAUUGUCUCGAAUUAAGGCAAAAUGAUGCUUUCGGUCGUUAUGUUGUGACUACACAAGAUUUAAAUGUUGGUGAUAUUUUGGCAAUUGAGGAACCGCAUUUUAAAAUCAUUAAGAGUGACUCAAGAUAUGACAGUUGUCCGGAAAUGAACAAAUUUCAGCGAUGUUCUGUUUGCUUGAAAGACAACUUAAUGGACUUGAUUCCGUGUCCAUACUGCAUUUCAACAAUGUUUUGUUCUGAGGAAUGCAGAGACUAUGCCAUGAAGAGCUACCACAACUAUGAAUGUGCAAUAAUUGAAAUUCUGCUUAAAACUGGAAUCAUGCAGAUGGCAAUGAGAGUUUUCUUUCAAGCUUUGAAUAUGUUCAAUGGAUCAGUUGAAGAUCUUCAGCAUUUUCUAUCAAACUACAUUAAUUCCUCAACUUCUGUAUAUGACUUUGAUGUCUCAAAAGCAGAUGAAGAUACAGCAGCAAAAUAUUAUUUAUUAUCAGCAUUCUGCUUAGCUAGAAGUGAUAAAAGUUCAAUGAGUGAAUCACCUGAAAUAAUAUUCAGAUUAAAUUCACAACUGUUGGAUAUUUGGAAUAAACAUUCAGACUUUAUUGAAUUCUUCAUCGCCAGAGCAAUUCAACUUUAUGACUGCAACUUCCAUGGCAUUUGUGGAUGGUCAAUUCAAAAAUCCUUCACCAGAGAACCUCAAAUGAUCGGUGUUGGAUGUUACACAUUUGCUUCACUGAUUAAUCAUUCAUGCGCGCCUAAUAUCAACAGAUGUUAUGUGUAUGAUAAGGUUGUGAUAAUGGUUGAUAAGCCGAUAAAGAAAGGGGAGCAGAUAUUUGAUUGCUACAGAUCAACAUUCCUCAUCCAGCCGAAAGCAGAACGUCAAAUCACACUUUAUGAACAAUAUUCAUUCCACUGCCAAUGUGAAGCAUGCAGCAAAAAUUAUCCACAAUUCAAUUCACUCAAAUCAAUGGAUAAGAAGACCUUAAAAUGGGCUAAGAAGUCUAAAAAUGAAAUUUCCAAGCUCGACUUAAAUGAAGCUAAGGAAAAAUUUCAAGAAUACUGCAAAGCUAUCCACCUGCAUUUUGAAGCUCAUGGAUAUCCAUCAUCAGAGUUAGUUUUAUUGCAAGAAUGUUUACAGGAAUGUACAUCAGUGAUUCUAAAACCAAAGCUUCUAAUACCAUAAAAGUUUACUUAAAAAGCAUAAACAUUUCCCCAAAUAACGGCGCAGAAAUGCGUGGAGUUGUCUUGUGACCUCAUUUGGACUUCAAUUGCUCCAGAUGAAAGAUCUUCCAUUUUAUGAAUCGGCAUGUUUAAUCUCCAUACUGCAGACUUUCCUUUAGCAAUUGGGCACUUGUAGCCAUCAAGAAGCCAAUCACAGCCAAUAAUUCGAUCUUCAGGUGCAUUAGACAUGGCUUUUAGGUUUCUGUUGUUGCCAAGUGUCAUGUAGACAACAGGAUAUAAAGCUGUUAUGUCAGAUUCUGAAAUAAUAAUUGAUGUUUGGAGUUUAUAAGGAAAUAACUGGGAGCUGACUAAGAAAAUACUUACUAGCUUCAAAUUCAAAGUCACCAAUGAUUGAUCUUCCUCGGACAAAAUCACAAACUUCAUCUUUAUCACAAUUAGCUAUUGUUACUGAUUUUGGAAGAGGUCCUUUAUCAGUUGCACAAGGAGAUACUUUAGCCCACACAAAAUGAACGAGAACACAAAGAAUAGCUAUGAUGAAUUUCAUUUUUAAAUUAAGCAGAUUCAGGAACAAAAUUAAAUUUUGAUUCAAAUCCAACAAGUGUAUUUUAGGAAUUGGUUGAAUUUGAAAUACAGAACUUUAUAAAUAGAAAUUUUUC
Messenger RNA from Chironomus riparius, 2319 nucleotides. Lineage: Eukaryota; Metazoa; Arthropoda; Insecta; Diptera; Chironomidae. The record is from the annotation of a GenBank genome assembly.